GGUGUACGUUAUCAUCCCAUAAUCCAUUACGAUCUGACAGUUUGACAUAUAGAAUGACAAAAACGAGUCCGAGGAAGGAUAACAUCGUAAAAUCCAAAAUUUGGAUUAUAAACGAGACGUUGUUCAACAAUAUUUCGGUUUAAUUCAGAACCAUAAUCAUGUUAGUUAUUUUACAAUUUUGCAAUCCUAUUUAAAACAAGUUUAAUUCUCUAGAGGCUUUCAAGCCGUCGUUAAUUCCCGGGCGUAAAUUCUUGAUGUAAUAGGCCUCGAGGAAUUCCAACCGAGACCAGUUGUCACUUGUGUCAAUGACUUCAAAGUUCCCGUGAACUGCAUUAUGAAUAUACGCGUCGAAGUCAACCAUGACUGAGUGCUCAUCGUUCACGGUGGGCAAUCCCAUGAUACUCACCAUAUCACUGAACAGAGUACAAUCUACUAAGUGCUUAAACAUAGGUUGAUCUUUGCGCCUAGCAUGUUCAUUAAGUAUAAAAUACAGACAUCGAUCGGUUUUCCCAAUGUAUGUUUGGGAGCAACCAGGACAUGUUAAUCUAUAAAUUACAUUAGAUUUCUGAUAAUCUGCUACAGGGUCCUUAUUAGAACAAUAAUAAGAUGUUUUAGUGGUGUCGUAUCUAAUAAUAAAUUUAACUUUGUUGGUAAACGAUCUAUUUAGUUUCUUAAUUAAUUUGUGGACCAGGUCUUCUCCUACUUUACCAGCAUAAGGCAAUUUAAUCCACACUGUAGGUGUGGUAUCUGUAUUAUCUAUSCGAUUAUCUACGCGAGGUCUUUUAACAAUAUUAUGCAAACGUUUUAUAACCGAGUUACGUUUUAUAACACAUCUUCUCAGAUGCGCCACACCUGGUUAAAACUACGCGGAACUGCUUGAAGAGCUCAGGAUCUGGUACAUGUACACAGUACAUGUGGAAUGACGGCCAAUACAUUUUGUGGCAGCACAUCACAGAGAUGUUUUUUUCAGGAUAUAGAUAACGGCCUGAAACUAUUACCAAGGUUGACAUUUGAGCACAUCAAUCUGAAUGCGUACUCAGUUAUGCGUGUCAAUCUCGCUGCCCAGGUCUUGAGUGCCUCGGUAUCAUCCGUUCUUAAGGAAUUUGGGCCCCAAGGUGCUGAAGGCACUGCCAGGCUCUGUGAGAUGGUGGAUAAGUUCUUCGACUGUCUCAAUGUGAGAAGUCUUACAGAGAGCCAGAGGAAGCGAAAACCAUUCUUGGCUMCUUACAGAUCUGUUCAGGAUGAAAGGUUUCAGUUCCUGGCUGAUUUUCUUCAAUAUCUGRGAAGCUGGAAAGAAAGCACAGAGAACAGACCUGGAGAGUACACCCAGAAUGCAAGGGCCCGUAUGUUCCUCUCGUGGCAAACUUAUGAAGGCUUCCAAAUUACUGCGAAAUCAACUAUAGAGUCAACAAGGUUCCUGCUUCAAGAGGGGAUGGAGUAUGUUCUGACAGAACGCUUCUGUCAGGAUCCUGUAGAGGAGUUCUUUUGGAAACAGCGUCAACUGGGUAGACGAAGUGGCAACCCAACGAUUCGUCAAUUUGGGUACAACAGCAACACUAUAAGAAUUGAAAGAUCCAUCUCAUGUCAGAGUGGAAACACUCGAGGAAGAAAGGAUAAGAAGAAAGCAUGGGUCCAAGUGACAGAUGAGAAAUUACCAUGUAGAAAAAAAAACAAAAAAUAAUGUAAUAGCAUAGACUUGAGAAGACUUGAGCAAUGUAAUGUAUUGUUUCAAAACAUACAUUAGGUAUGUAAUGUAUAAGACUUUCUUCUGCAUUUAAUGAAUUUUUCAUUAUUUUGUGUUUUUUCCUACAUGGCAAUUUCUCGGCAUCGGWUACUUGUAACCGUGCUUUCUUCUUGUCUUUCAAAGUGGUAAAAAUGUAUAAUUGACAGCAAUUAACAAGAUAUAGAACAUUUUUAUUACAUGGACCUUAUAAAUUGAUGUACGUAACUUUUAUCUUACAAAAGCUGGUGUUUAGCCAAUUAGAACAUUUGUUUCUCAGUGGUAUAUGCCCUAUCUUAACAAAUAUAUUUAUUAGCGGUACGGAAUGUACACAGGGAGGUAUUGACGCGUGUCAGCACUUAAGUAUA
Messenger RNA from Exaiptasia diaphana, 2088 nucleotides. RefSeq lists its product as uncharacterized. NCBI's taxonomy places the organism in Eukaryota, Metazoa, Cnidaria, Anthozoa, Actiniaria, Aiptasiidae. The transcript has 2 exons. The record is from RefSeq and is a predicted model, not a curated record. The coding region runs from base 920 to 1681 and encodes 253 amino acids.